Enterobius vermicularis (human pinworm) is the source of this 894-nucleotide messenger RNA. Lineage: Eukaryota; Metazoa; Nematoda; Chromadorea; Rhabditida; Oxyuridae. The record is from the annotation of a GenBank genome assembly.
AUGGAACGACUUCUGUUACUGAAAAAUAUAGCUGAAGCUGUUAUUGCUGUUAUAGCUGUUACUAUCUUUUUAAAGAUAUACCAAAAAUUUUUAUACGAUUACGAGUGCGAGAAAGAAGGUUUAAGCAGUCCGGCAGAUUUGCAACAAGCGAUUGACGGCAAUCGACGUGAGGGCCGUCGAUCAACGUCCAGUAACUCAAAUUUCCCACAAAUUGGUUACUCGUUAUCCCAUCACAAUCCUUCUUCUUUGCUCAAUAAACGUUCAAAUGGAUCUCUCAACUUUCGAAACGGUCAUUAUUUACUACAGUUUACAGAUGAUCCUGGUCUUGGGCCAUCAGCUUCACAACAAGCUGCUUUUGUUGCUGCAUAUCGAGCUGAACAAAUUGCUGCUCUACAAGCUCAUCAGCGGCAACUAGAAAAAGCUCAGAGAGCAGCUGUAGAGGCAGCUUCACGUCAGACUUAUCACGCUUCAUUAUCUGGGCGUGAGUCUACAUCAUCUGUUGACUCAGAUGGCACACCAGCUAAAAGACCUCGGCGAUCAUCAGAAUCAAAAAAUGACACGAAUGAGGAGAACUGUACAGGGUGUACCAACGAACAGUCAACUGACAGACUUUUUGAUACGAUUCCUUCAGCACAUUUAAAGAUUACAAGCCGUGGAGUUUUUGCUCAGACUUAUAAGCGGAAAAAAGCAAAACCUCUUAUUGUCUUGUCUGAAAGGCACAGAACGAAUAGCACAAAAAGUUCGCUGGUGGUGUCGAUGGAAAUAAAUGGUAUCAUGUAUCAAGGAGUGCUGUUUGCACUGAAUCCGUCGUUGCAGGUAACCACCCAAGAAGAUGCUGCUUCAGAUACCGGUGAUGGCAACAGUAUCACGAAUUCUCUAAAAAUUGCUUUGUAG